Messenger RNA from Pelobates cultripes (western spadefoot toad), 254 nucleotides. Lineage: Eukaryota; Metazoa; Chordata; Amphibia; Anura; Pelobatidae. The record is from the annotation of a GenBank genome assembly.
UCCAUGAGGAAACCGCCACUAUCUGUCCAAAUGAAGGCAACAGACCCCCAGCAAAAACACCGACCGGCACACACCGCACCACUUCAAACCAGAUCCACCGACCCACUGAAUCGUCACUGAGUCCUCCCUCCGCUCCAUCCACUUCAAUCCCCACCGAGCCAGACCAUAUUCACAGAACGGCACGGAGCGGCAUUACUAGCUCUCGCCUCCGCGUCCUCUCUCCUCAACCUCCUUCUGGACACGCCCACCUGUAG